Molecule: messenger RNA, 18249 nt
Organism: Lymnaea stagnalis (great pond snail)
Lineage: Eukaryota; Metazoa; Mollusca; Gastropoda; Lymnaeidae
Source: the annotation of a GenBank genome assembly
AUUCCCAAACAGCCACCGCUACGCUACAUCCGGCCUGGUGACGUCAACAUCGGCGGGAUCAUUUCCGGCCUGCAGUACGACAAAGAUGGCCUCUGUGGAGACUCGAGCUUCAUAGACUCCUCGUUCCACUUCUCCGAGUCCGUCGUGUUCGCCAUCGAGGAGAUCAACCGGAACCUGUCGAUUCUGCCCAACGUGACCUUGGGCUUCGCCAUCCUUGACGACUGCAUGAAGGAGACAACAUCCGCCAUACACGCCAUCAGUUUCAUCAAGGACGCGGGCGGCUCGUUGCUGGGUAGCAGCCCGAACGGCACGGUCACGGCCCAGAUGUCCCAUGAAGUAGAGGACAUACUUCCUUCUUAUGACGUCGUUGGGGUCAUAGGUUGCUUGCGCAGUUCCAACAGUAUGGCGGCGUCCACCGUCCUGGGACCUGCUCACCUCCCAUUGGUCAGUUUCACGUCCACUAGCGAGACGCUGAGUGACAAGGAAUUGUAUCCGUACUUUCUAAGGGUUGUGCCGUCCGAUAACUACCUGGUGAGUACUACAUAGUGUACUGAAAUAGGUCCAUGGUGAGUUUAUGAUAUGAAUAAUACCUGCCAUGCGAAUUUCAGAUAUUAAUAAUACCUGCCAGUUGACUUUAUAUUUUCAAAUGAAAACUGCCAGGUGAGUUUAUGGUAUCCACGAUAACUUCCAGGUGAGUUCAUAAUAUCAAAAAUAAAUUCCAGAUGAGUUUAUGAUAUCAAAGAUAACUUCCAGGUGAGUUUAUGAUAUCAAUAAUAAGUUCCAGAUGAGUUUAUGAUAUCCAAGAUAACUGCCAGGUGAGUUUAUGAUAUCCUAGAUAACUGCCAGGUAAGUUUAAAUAAUAUAAUAUAAUAUUUAACCACCUGGUAAAUUUAAAAAAAAAAUAUAUUUUUUUAUUUAAAUGAUAACUUCAACGCGAGUUUUUGAAAUGUAUAAUAGCUCCGUGGCUAGUGCAUACAAUAAAAUAGUUCUUUCCUCAAAUAACUUUUUUUUGUGUGUGUUUUUUUUUUGUCUUUUUGAAAAUGGAGCGAUACUUUUUUCAUUUUCAUAAUUGUCCCAGGUGGAUGCCCUCGUCGAGUUGAUCAGCCAUUUCCAAUGGAGCUACAUCUCGGUGCUAUACGCCGAGGGCAGUUUUGGAGAAAUCGCUUUCCAGGUAAUGAUACGAUAAUUGACGCCUGCUGGAAAAACAAAUUUUUUCCCCAGUGCACGACACUGUCCGCCCAUCAGACAUUUCAACAUUUUAAUUGUCAUGUGUCCUUUAUCGUGUUUGGAGUCGGUUUCCAUGGUGAUAAAGGGGUAAACCGUCCAAGAACCACUUUAAAAAAACAGAAAUCAACUAGUGAUGGGGGGGGGUGUCGUUAUAAGACACAAAAUUACAAGGAUGUGAUAAGGCAGACAAUUACAAGAUAUGUUAUAAGGCAGACAAUUACAAGGAUGUUAUAAGACAGACAAUUACAAGGAUGUUAUAAGACAGACAAUUACAAGGAUGUUAUAAGACAGACAAUUACAAGGAUGUUAUAAGACAGACAAUUACAAGGAUGUUAUAAGACAGACAAUUACAAGAAUGUUAUAAGACAGACAAUUACAAGGAUGUUAUAAGACAGACAAUUACAAGGAUGUUAUAAGACAGACAAUUACAAGGAUGUUAUAAGACAGACAAUUACAAGGAUGUUAUAAGACAGACAAUUACAAGGAUAUUAUAAGACAGAUAAUUACAACGAUGUUAUUAGACAGACAAUUACAAGGAUGUUAUCAGACAAUUACAAGGCUUUUAUAAGACAGAUAAUUACAAGGCUUUUAUAAGACAGAUAAUUACAAGGAUGUUAUUAGACAGACAAUUACAAGGAUGUUAUCAGAGAGACAAUUACAAGGCUUUUAUAAGACAGAUAAUUACAAGGCUUUUAUAAGACAGAUAAUUACAAGGAUGUUAUUAGACAGACAAUUACAAGGAUGUUAUCAGAGAGACAAUUACAAGGCUUUUAUAAGACAGAUAAUUACAAGGCUUUUAUAAGACAGAUAAUUACAAGGAUGUUAUUAGACAGACAAUUACAAGGAUGUUAUCAGAGAGACAAUUACAAGGCUUUUAUAAGACAGAUAAUUACAAGGCUUUUAUAAGACAGAUAAUUACAAGGAUGUUAUUAGACAGACAAUUACAAGGAUGUUAUCAGAGAGACAAUUACAAGGCUUUUAUAAGACAGAUAAUUACAAGGCUUUUAUAAGACAGAUAAUUACAAGGAUGUUAUAAGACAGACAAUUACAAGGAUGUUAUUAGACAGACAAUUACAAGGAUGUUAUUAGACAGACAAUUACAAGGAUGUUAUCAGAGAGACAAUUACAAGGCUUUUAUAAGACAGAUAAUUACAAGGCUUUUAUAAGACAGAUAAUUACAAGGAUGUUAUAAGACAGACAAUUACAAGGCUAUUAUUAGACAUAUAAUUACAAGGAUGUUUAUAUAGCGUGUGAAUUGUUUAACAAGCCGUGUCAGCUUCAUGGCUGCUCGUACUCCUCUCAUUGGCAGGCGCUGAGGUCAAAGGUCAGCAAGAUGAAGGGCGUGUGCAUAGCCACGUCACAUAAGAUAUACCAGAAGGCGUCCUACGAGGACCAUUUGUGGAUUAUGAAGGUGAGACCCGCACAUACACACACAUUCAUGCACACAUACUUACACAUAUGUACACAUACAUACAUACACACACAAACAACCCACACACCUAUUCACACUGCCACUUAAAGCUUAUAUAGGAGGAUCCUUUGUGGAUUAUAAUGGUGAUACACAGGCGUACAUACAAACACACCUAAAUACAUACAUAAACAAACAUCCCAAACCGGUACAAUCGCAUGGUAAUGUUUUAUUAUUCGGGAAGUUUAUUAAUCAUGUGAAACAAUGUGUCUUAUUCCUUGGGCGUCGAAGGCUCAAAGAUGUUGAGUAGGGGGGGGGGCUGGGGGAGGAGGGAUUAUUGAGCCCUUUCGCGAAAAAUUUUCAAAAUUAAAUGAUUCAUUUUGGCACAAACCUUAAUUUAGCUUUGUAUUAUUUUGCACUUAAUAUGAGAGCAACAUACUAAAGGUGUCUCUUGACGCGGUUGUGUUGAUGCAAAUACUCUAUUUUAAGUUGUUACUCAGUAACAUACAUAUUCUGGUUGGUUUUUGAGCUUACGCUCCUAAAGCCCCGGCUAGUACAUUGGCAACGAGCUCCAUCUGCUGGGCUGAGCCCUAUAACAUUGUAUGAACGUAGAACUCUCGAGCUGACCAGGCCUUCCUUGAAACAUCCAUGGUGGGGCACGAAGUCAACACAAGCGUUGAUAAUCUCUGGGGCCAGCGUGCAAUGCCGAUAGUUCGGGUUCCUGUUGUUGUAAGAGUUAGUCGGGCAGUGUUCCGUUAGCAUUUAGGUCAACAGAUUAUGGAAUCGGCGACUCAGUUUCCACCAGGAGUCAGUUCAUGGGAUGUGUUUUGUUGGCGUAUACACAUCCGGGCCUUCGUGCCGUCUGCCAACUGUCAGUACCACUUUGUCCUGAAGGGGUCCGUCGGACAGUUUGUGUCGUCUGCCUACUGUCAGUACCACUUUGUCCUGAAGGGGUCCGUCGGACAGUUUGUGCCGUCUGCCUACUGUCAGUACCACUUUGUCCUCAAGGGGUCCGUCGGACAGUUUGUGUCGUCUGCCUGCUGUCAGUACCACUUUGUCCUGAAGGGUCUGUCGGACAGUUCGUGCCGUCUGCCUACCGUCAGUAUCACUUUGUCCUGACGGGGGUCCGUCAGCCAGUGUUUGACUGAGAUAAAUGACUGGUGUUUCUGUUUGGGACUGGGCAGCAGUCGCCCCCCCCUCCCCCGGAUUUUUGCCAGUAUGUCUACUCUUGUCAAUACUGAUAGCAAACAAUAAAUAAAGUCUUUCUUUUUAUUUAACUACUGAUGAACGUGACAGACGGUGAGUUGUGGUGCGGUUUAGAAUCGGGAGCAGCUUAUAUUUGGAACAGUAUGGUACUCAGAAAGGAAUGCUGUAUUAGAAUCUAGUAUUGUCUUAAAUAUAUCUCAUCAUCAAAUAUUUUGAGCAUAGCGAUAUUUCCUCGAUUAACCUAUUUCACUAAUGUUACUUACAGGGUUAAACAGAUGAGUUAAACCAUUUUUGUAGUUAUAUUUUUAAUACAAUGUAUUUUCGCUUAUACCUAUAUGUUGACCUAUUUUUAUCCUGAGGGUGGGGGCACUUGACUUUCCCUUGAUGGGCAGUGUCCCCCUCCCCGCAUCUCCCCCCCCCCGGCCGAGGGAUGCCUGGAAGAAAGAUACUUUUUUUCGUAAUGUAUUUAAAUGCUACUUUUUAAUACGUUUAAACUCGUCUUUGAUAGAAAUUCUUUUUAUAAUAAGAAGUCUUCUAACCAUUAUUUUUUUAAAAUUGAUUAUCUAUAUGAGUCUUUAUGUACCUGUUAUGGUGGACUAGCGGACUGGACCGUCCCGAUAGCCAUACAUCACGCAUGCGCAGACAAUGUAGUCAGAGAGAGUGUAUGAUUGUAGAGUGUGUUCCGGAAGCAAGCAGAAUGUCAUCACUAUUGAGAACCUGUAUUUAUGUAUAUAAAAUAAAGUUUAUUGUUUUAAAUAAAAAAACAUUGAAAACAUAACAGUACCGCUUCUACACAUUUCGUUUCAUGCCGUCUUGAGAGAUACUUUGUUCCACUGGCCAUUGGCUGCUCUGUCUCUCCUUCCCACCAGGACCUGCUGGCCCACAAGAACGCCAGAGUUGUCGUCACAUUCACUGACCCGCCCAGUGUCCUGCAGCUGCUCAAGGCCAGCCGUCAGCUAGGAACGAGCGGAUGGUACAUCUGGUUGACCAAUGACAGCUGGAAGCUGACACUGGGUGACAUUACCGACAAGGUAAGCCGUCAGCUAGGAACGAGUGGAUGGUACAUAUGGCUGACCAAUGAGAGCUAGAAGCUGACACUGGGUGACACUACCGACAAGGUAAGCCGUCAGCUAGGAAUGAGUGGAUGGUACAUCUGGCUGACCAAUGACAACUGGAAGCUGACAAUGGGUGACACUACCGACAAGGUCAGCCACUGAGUUAUAUUUUUGACGCGGUAAAUGCUAUGAGUGGUUAUAUUAAACCAAUGGCUCUCAACCCGUGGGUCGCGACCCCUUUGGAGGUCGAAUGACCUUUACACAAGGGUCGCCUAAGACCAUCGGAAAACACUUAAUAAUAUAAUGGGUGGGGGUCACCACAACAUGAGGAACUGUUUUAAAAGAUCGUGGUAUUAGGAAGGUUGAGAACCAAUGUAUUCAACUAUUCAAGCCUACGUGCAAUAAGCUGCUUUAAUCAGUGGCGUAGCGAGGGUGUUUGGCGCCUGGGGACAAGAUUCGCGCCCGGGGACAAAAAUCCAUUUUUAGCGCCCCUUUUUCUUUUUUUCAACUCCCAAACCCAUUAUUUUCAUCAAUAAAAUAAUAUCUAGCACAUUUUGGCGCCCCUAACUAGCUCGCGCCCGGGGACAUCUGUCUCCCACCCUGCCCCGAACCAAGCUACGCCUCUGGCUUUAAUGGACGAGUUGUUCCCAGUGACCAAUGGAUUCGACUUGCAUGAUUGAACACUCAGCUCCCGUUCCCGUCACAGGCUAAUAAUUCUGCUCGGGGGAGGGGCUCCGGGGAGGGAUUGGGGGGGGGGGUGAGGGGAGUAGGCUAGCCGGGAGACCACCCGUCGCUUGACGCUUAACUGUCAGGCCUACCACAACAUAACAUCCCUGAGGUGUAAUUCAUUUAUCCUUGACCUUUCCAGGACGUGAUACAGUCCGUGGCGGGAAGCUUUGUCGUCGGCUUCCAGUCCCCGGUCUCCCAGGAGUACAACAGGCACGUGCUGUCGAUGUCGCCUGUCACCAACAGCAACCCCUGGUUUAGAAAGUAGGUCGCGUUUACCAAAAAUGAUGUCUGGAACUUUCUUUACUCACACUGAGUAGAAAGAAACAAUAUUGAUAAUAUCAUUAACGCAUUCUUGGCUCGAGGGUUCUAAAACUGAAUAAGGAUCUAUGACACUAUAAUUCCACCAAACUUUAGUAAAACAUUACGUGAAAAUAAUAUUCGAUUUAACCCCAUUCCCCCCCCCUUCCCCAAGAAAACCAUUGCACCACAUGAUUUAAAAUAACAAAACAAAACGCAAUUUAACUUUAAUAAGUUAUUUACGUUUCAAAACAUAAAAAUUGAUAUUGAAACAUCAAAAAUAAAUUUUGAUGUUGAAACAUCAAAAAUAAAUAUUGAUAUUGAAACAUUAAAAAUAAAUAUUGAUAUUUAAACAUCAAAAAUAAAUAUUGAUAUUUAAACAUCAAAAAUAAAUAUUGAUAUUGAAACAUCAAAAAUAAAUAUCGAUAUUGAAACAUUAAAAAUAAAUAUUGAUAUUGAAACAUCAAAAAUAAAUUUUGAUAUUUAAACAUCAAAAAUAAAUAUUGAUAUUGAAAUAUCAAAAAUAGAUAUUGAUAUUGAAACAGCAAAAAUAAAUAUUGAUAUUGAAACAUCAAAAAUAAAUGUUGAUAUUGAAACAAUAAAAUAAAUAUUGAUAUUGAAACAUCAAAAAUAAAUAUUGAUUUUUGAAAUAUCAAAAAUGAAUAUAAAAAGAUUUCACAAUUUAAAAAAAAAGUUGGACGAGGAUUCAAACCCAUUCUCCCACGCCUACUGGGCUUAAAUCAACAAUCAAAAUAUGUAACACACAAGUAUAACCCCGUUGUUCAGGUCCACGUGACGUGUUGCUUCUCAGGUAUUGGUCGGAAAGAUUUAACUGCUCGCUGACGGACACGGCCUGCGUUACCGAGAACAACGUGACCUCCCUCCCAGCCUGGGGCAGCUACACAUAUGCCUCGAACGCCUUUGAUGCGGUCCUGACCUACGCCCAUGCCAUCGAUGCCGUCAUCAAGAGCAGGUGUCCCCAUCGCACAGGAAGUGACGUCAGGAGCUGCAUCUCUGGACCUGAUCUCUUAGCUGUGGGUAAAAUUGGUGGGGGGGGGGGCAGGGGGGAGAGACAGGUUUAAAUGUAUGUGUUAAAGUGUGGGGGUGGGAGCCUUUUAACUUUACUAAAACAACAAAUAUCACCUCCAUUUCAUCUCCACGCCUCAUCUCUGGACCUGAUCUCUUAGCUGUGGGUAAAAUUGGUGGGGGGGGGGGGCAGGGGGGAGAGACAGGUUUAAAUGUAUGUGUUAAAGUGUGGGGGUGGGAGCCUUUUAACUUUACUAAAACAACAAAUAUCACCUCCAUUUCAUCUCCACGCCCCCUUCAUCUCGCUCACUUUGCCCCUCAUACUAUGACCCCCCACCCCACUCCCUGCCCAACAAUUUUCUUACGUCUUAUCUUAGUUAAAACGCUAUCAUCAUGUACAAAUAGUUGUACCGGACUAGAAGCAGACAUUAACUUGUUAAAACGCUACCAUCAUGUACAAAUAGUUGUACCGGACUAAUCGAAGACAUUGGCCUGUCUUUUUUUCAGGCGAUGAGGAACUCCUCCUUCUACGGAUCGACUGGCCUCAUUGAGUACGACGCCAAGGGUAGUGUGCUGGCCAAGUUCACUGUUGAGCAGGUCAGCCAAAAUAAUCUCUAGAAAAAUGCCGCAAGAACCGUUGGUUUUAAUUAAUUUUUUUUUAAGAGCAACUUAAUGGUCACAACUUGAUGGUCACAAAUUAAUGGUCACAACUUAAUGGUCACAACUUGAUGGUCACAAAUUAAUGGUCACAACUCAAUGGUCACAACUUAAUGAUCACAACUUAAUGGUCACAACUUAAUGGUCACAACUUAAUGAUCACAACUUAAUGGUCACAACUUAAUGAUCACAACUUAAUGGUCCCAAGUUAGUGGUCGCAGCUUGAUGGUCACAACUUAAUGGUCACAACUUAAUGAUCAUUUUUUGGAGCUGUAUUUAAACAAAAAUUUAAUUUGAUAUCCUGUUGUAUUAAUUUCAAGAGAUGUACUGCGUCUCGAAGACAUUGCGUUCUCCCUGGAAUUCUAAGAUUGCCGAUCUCUUCAGUUUCUUCCCAAGCUAGAUAAUGACGGCCUUGACGUAGUCCCGGUAGCUGUUUACUACGCAAGGACGGCCGAACUGACGUAUUUCCGGAACAUAUCGUUUGACUACGUCAUACAGGAAGGGCUGCUGAAGAAUGGCAUUCCUCGAUCAGUGUGCAGUCUGCCUUGUGGACCAGGUACAGAGUGAAGGUCAUGUAUGGCUGUAUUUAAUGAAAUGUGUCAACUGUAUGGCUGUAUCUAAUGAAAUGCGCAACUGUAUGGCUGUAUCUAAUGAAAUGUGUCAACUGUAUGUCUGUAUCUAAUGAAAUGUGUCAACUGUAUGGCUCUAUCAAAUGAAAUGUGUCAACUAUAUGGCUGUAUCUAAUGAAAUGUGUCAACUGUAUGGCUGUAUCUAAUGAAAUGUGUCAACUGUAUGGCUGUAUCUAAUGAAAUAUCUCAACUGUGUGGCUGUAUCUAAUGAAAUGUGUUAGCUGUAUUAAUGUAUUUAUUUGUAAGCUGUAUGGCUGCAUGUAAUGAAAUGUGUAACUUGUAUGGCUACAUCUAUGUAUAAGCCUUACGGCUGUAUCUAAUGAAAUGUGUAAGCUGUAUCGCUGUAUUUUAUGAAAUGUGUAACGUGUAUGCCUACAUCUAUGUGUAAACGUUAUGACUGCAUCUAAUGCAAUGUGUAACCUGUAUGGCUACAUCUAUGUGUAAGCAUUACGGCUGCAUCUAGUGAAAUGUGCACGCUGUAUCGCUGGACCUCAUGAAAUGUGUAACCUGUAUCGCUGGACCUCAUGAAAUGUGUACUCUAUUCUCAGGUGAGUUCGUCAUCAAGAAGGACCAGGUGUGCUGCUGGGAGUGCCGCCGAUGCCGUAACAAUGAAAUUCUGGUCAGAGACAACACAGACUGCAACCCUUGUCCAGAUUUCACGUGGCCGGACGUCAGGGUAAGACAGCAUCCACUUCACGUUGGAUUUGCCCCUGCGUGUCAAGCAAGGGGAGAAAAAUACAGUCGUUAGAUAUUAUGUCUUAUGAUUAACGUCACUUUGAACGCAGUUUCCAUGGAAACUUGACAUCAAGGUUGUGUACUUCUUGCUGAACAGGGAUUUCUGGGAAUUAUUAACACGUAAAAUCUUGAAAUGAGUUGCCUUGACCCUGCAGGUAUUAUCUUGCCCUGCUUUUUUUUCCCAAACACACACUCCGCAAUAAUAGAGCAGACACAAAAACAACAAAAUUAUCAACAACAACAAAAACUACAACAAAACUAACAGCAACAUAUUUUACUCAUGUCUCACAGAAGCUGGGAGGCUUUGUUGAACAACGCAGCGUUAAAUGUGAAACGUGAAUUAAUUCAUGACAUGUCCCACACCUCCCCAGUCGAACUAUACGUCAUGUUACCCCAUCGAGCCCGACUACCCCGAGAUCGGUGACCCCCUGGUCGUUUUCUGCCUGACCCUGUCCGUCGCCGGCGUCGUGGGUGUCGCCAUGGUCAUCGUCGCUUACGCCAAGCACAGUGACGCGAAGGUCAUCAAGGCGUCCAGUAAAGAGCUGAGCAGUCUUCAGCUGUUUGCUGUUUUAACGGGUAAUAUUCCCAGCUGUUCGCUGUUUUAACGGUUAAUAUUCCCAGCUGUUUGCUGUUUUAACGGGUAAUAUUCCUAGCAGUUUUAACGGAUAAUAUUUCUAGCUGUUUUUUUAACGGUUAAGCUGUUUUGCUGUUUGUUUUUUAACGUUAAGGCUGUCUCGUUUUUUUUUUGUUUUAACUUGUAAGCUGUGGGAUGGUGGUGGUUGGAUGGUGGUUGUGAGAUGGUGGAUGUGGGAGGGUGGAUGUGGGAGGGUGGAUGUGGGAUGGUGGUGGUGGGAUGAUGGUGGGAUCUUGGUGGUGGGUUGGUGGUGGUGGGAUGGUGGGGGUGGGAUGGUGGGGGUGGGAUGGUGGGGGUGGGAUGGGGGUGGGGGUAGUGUGGUGAUUGGGUGGGUGUGUAGGAGGGGUGUGUAGGUUUGGUUUCGAGGACGUAUGUGUACAAUGGGUGUGUAGGAUGGGUGUGUAGGAGGGGUGGUGGGAUGGUGGUGGUGGGAUGGUGGUGGUGGGAUGGUGGAUGUGGGAUGGUGGUGGUGGAGUGGUGGUGGGAUCUUGGUGGUGGUUUGGUGGUUGUGGGAUGGUGAGAGUGAGAUGGUAGUGAUGGGAUGUGGUGGGAUCGUGGUGGUGGGAUAGUGGUGGUAGGAGUUUGGGGGUGGGAUGGUGGUGGUGGGAUCGUGGUGUUGGGAUGGUGGUGGACAUGAAUUUUUCUCGUUGUCUGAUGCCAGUCUCUAGCCCGUGUUACAAAUAAAUAUGUGAGGAAUUUUUUUAUAAUCAUUCUUGGAUUUAUUUUUUUGGCGUGAGGGAAGUGGUUCAGGGUGGUUAAAAAAAUCAACAUCAUCCAAAUAGCCGGUUAUUUAUGAAUGGACCCCUUAUGCCGAGAUUUGUUGAAUUUUUUCUUACAAACCUUUCUACAAUUUUUUUUUCUUUCAAUUUCAAGUGCAAUUUUGGCUUUCUAAAGCACAGUACAUUAAAAAAAAAAAUAUUAUCUUGUUGUUUCUUUAAACCAUAUUACUCUUUAAUCAGUCUCUUACCUUUUCACUUGGCAGUGUCUAUUUGUUGGCAGUGUCUCUUUGUUGGCAGUGUCUCUUUGUUGGCAGUGUCUCUUUGUUGGCAGUGUCUCUUUGUUGGCAGUGUCUCUUUGUUGGCAGUGUCUAUUUGUUGGCAGUGUCUAUUUGUUGGCAGUGUCUAUUUCUUGGCAGUGUCUAUUUGUUAGCCCUCUGACCAUUCCACCAUACAUUCAGAUUUUGUUUAUACCUAUUGGUGUCUUACAAUCACAAUACUCAAGCUGAAAUACAUUCUCGUCUGUCCCUAAGGCUACCUUACCAUGCCAGCUCUCAAGCUCAAAUAAAUUUCUAUCUGUCCUUAAGGCUACCUAAGUACGCAAGCUAAUAUAUACUUCUUUCUGUCCCUAAGGCUACCUUACCAUGUCAGUACUGAAGCUAUAAAACAUUUCUGUCUGUCCCUAAGGCUACCUUACCAUGUCAGCUCUCAAGCUCAAAUUAAUUUCUAUCUGUCCUUAAGGCUACCUAAGUACGCAAUCUAAUAUAUACUUCUUUCUGUCCUUAAGGCUACCUUACCAUGUCAGUACUGAAGCUAUAAAACAUUUCUGUCUGUCCCUAAGGCUACCUUACCAUGUCAGCUCUCAAGCUCAAAUUAAUUUCUAUCUGUCCUUAAGGCUACCUUACCGUUUAAGUACGCAAGCUAAUAUAUGCUUCUUUCUGUCCCUAUGGCUACCUUACCAUGCCAGUACUGAAGCUAUAACACAUUUCUGUCUGUCCCUAAGGCUACCUUACCAUGCCAGUACUGAAGCUAUAACACAUUUCUGUCUGUCCCUAAGGCUACCUUACCAUGCCAGUACUGAAGCUAUAAAACAUUUCUGUCUGUCCCUAAGGCUACCUUACCAUGCCAGUACUGAAGCUAUAACACAUUUCUGUCUGUCCCUAAGGCUACCUUACCAUGCCAGUACUGAAGCUAUAAUACACUUCUGUCUGUCCCUAAGGCUACCUUACCAUGCCAGUACUGAAGCUAUAAUACAUUUCUGUCUGUCCCUAAGGCUACCUUACCAUGCCAGUACUCAAUGUUAAACCUACGGAUGGUGUUUGUGUAGCAUCAUACUUCAUGUACUGUCUGAGCUUCACGUGGCUGUACGCUCCAUUACUGGUAAAGGUAAAUAUCCAACCGUGUAUUCAUCCAUAUGUAAUAUAUAUCUGGUAUGUAUAUAUGGUAUAUAUAUCCAUUUUUAUAUCCAGAGAACAAGUCAUUUACCCUUAUAUAGAUUUAUACCUAUGCAUGCUACCUUUUAUAAUAAUUAAAAUACACAGUGAGAUUAAAUAUAUAUAUAUUACUUUUAUCAAAUUCUUAUGUUUUUUCUUUAAGCCAUUAAUCCAUUUAUCCAUUAAUACAUCUUUUAAAAUAAAUGCUCUUCGUAACGUUAACUUACACUUGGUAAUACGUUAUCUAUAUACAGGGCCGGCGCUGGGGGAUGGCGUAGUGGGCGACCGCCCAGGGCCCCUCGUUUGCGGGGCCCCCGCACGUUGCCGUAGUAUAUUGUGUUUGUCUUAUUUUUGGCUUGUGUUCAGAUGACAAUGGCUCAUUCAGCUACGUGUUUUCAUUAUUUUGUUUUUGACAACCUUGCAUUUGUAACAAUGGAGCCGCGAUGAGUACUUUGGGCCAGGGCAAUUAACUGUUAUAGGAAGAAAAAAAAGAAAUUUGGGAAACUAAGCGAGUGAAUAAAUAUCCGUUAUGACGCGUCCCAUUAUGACCAGCAAGGCCCCAGUACGACUAUAACGUGUCUUAAUAUCCAGCAAGCCUCCAGUACGACUAUAACGUGUCUUAAUAUCCAGCAAGCCUCCAGUACGACUAUAACGUGUCUUAAUAUCCAGCAAGCCUCCAGUACGACUAUAACGUGUCUUAAUAUCCAGCAAGCCUCCAGUACGACUAUAACGUGUCUUAAUAUCCUAUCGGUGGAAUACAUAACGGCAGCGGCACCGCAAAAUUCAAUUUGCCCAAGGCCCCGCACCCUCCUAGCGCCGGCCCUGCUAUAUAUCUUGUCAAUUGCAUGAUUACUUCCAUCUAUUGCCGAUUACUUGCCUAACACCUGAACAAUAUUUACUUUCUCUUCCACACAAGACCAUUCGUAUCCAUCGAAUAUUUCACAGUGGCAAAAAGUCCAAAGGGCGGGUCAAGCUCAUCAGUCCCAGGUCGCAAAUAGUCUUCUCAGCACUGCUCAUUACUAUUCAGGUAUGCCUCGUAAUAGUUCAGUUACACAACAUCGUAGUUCAGGUACAUAAUAUCCAAGCUCAGGUAUAUAACAUCCUAUCUCAGAUAUAUAACAUCAUAGUUCCGGUAUAUAACAUCAUAGUUCAAGAAUGUAACAUCAUUGUUCAGGUAUGUAACAUCAUAGUUCAGGUAUGUAACAUCAAGAGUUCAGGUAUGUAACAUCAUAGUUCAGGUAUGAAACAUCAUAGUUCAGGCAUGUAACAUCAUAGGUCAAGAAUGUAACAUCAUAGUUCAGGUAUGUAACAUCAUAGUUCAGGUAUGUAACAUCAUAGUUCAGGUAUGUAACAUAAUAGUUGAGCUAUGUAGCAUCAUAGUUCAGGCCUGUAACAUCAUAGUUCAGGCCUGUAACAUCAUAGUUCAGGUAUGUAACAUCAUAGUUCAGGUAUGUAACAUCAUAGUUCAGCUAUGUAAAUCAUAGUUCAAGAAUGUAAAAUCAUAGUUCAGGCCUCUAACAUCAUAGUUCAGCUAUGUAACAUCAUAGUUCAGCUAUGUAACAUCCUAGUUCAGGCCUGUAACAUCAUUGUUCAGGCACGUAACAUCAUAGUUAUUAAGCUAUGUAACAUCAUAGUUAAGCUAUGUAACAUCAUAGUUCAGGUAUGUAACAUCAUAGUUCAGCUAUGUAACAUUAUAUUUCAGCUAUGUAACAUCAUAGUUCAGGUAUGUAACAUCAUAUUUCAGGUAUGUAACAUCAUAGUUCAGGUAUUUUUUAUCAUUGUUCAGUUAUGUAACAUCAUAGUUCAGGUAUGUAACAUCAUAGUUCAGGUAUGUAACAUCAUAUCUCGGAUAUUUAACAUCCUAGCUCAUGUGUGUAACAUCAUAGUUCAUUUAUGUAACAUCAUUGAUCUGCCAUCAUAGUUCAGGUACACUACAUCAUAUUUCAGAUAUAUUUCAGGUAUAUAACAUCAUAUUUCAGGCAAAUAAAAUCCUAGCCCAUGUAUAUAACGUCCUAACUCAUGUGUAUAGAAUCCUAUCUCAGGUAUAUAGCAUUCCAACACAGCUAACAUCCUAGCUCAGGUAUCAAGUAUCCAACCUCAUGUAUACAAAUCCUAGCUCAUGUAUACAUCAUCCCAGCUCAUGCACAUAACAUCCUCGCUCGUGUAUAUAACAUCCUAGCAUAUGUAUAUAUCUAUGUAUAUAUCAUCCUGUCUCAGGUACAUAACAUCCUAUCUCAGCUAUACAACAUCCAAGCUCAGGUAUACAACAUUCCAGCUCAUGUAUAUAACAUCCUAGCUCCUGUAUAUAACAUCCUAGCUCCUGCAUAUAACAUCCUAGCUCCUGUAUAUAACAUCCCAGCUCAGGUAUAUAACAUCCUAGCUCAUGUAUAUAACAUCCCAGCUCAGGUAUAUAACAUCCUAGCUCAGGUUUAUAAAGUGCAAUCUCAGCUAUGCAACAUCCUAGCUCAUGUAAUCUAUAGUCUCCUAACUCAGGCAUUUUGUUUUCAUGUGCAUAAACUCCAAGACAACACCACUGCAAAAGGGGUUGGGGGGGGUUAGCUAAAGGGUUGGACAAGAGUGUGACUCAGGGUUGGAUUAGAAGGGGGCAAGGGUUGGGGUUGGCUUACUCAGCCCUGUCGAGUAAAAGUGGCGCCCGGGACGAAUCCUGAAUAUGGCGCACACCUAGAAGAAAAUUAAUGUGCCGUACGUGGCGGGCCAGUAAAAAGACGAGUUAGCGCCCCUUGCCUUUGUCAAGUCCGUAGGCUACUUUCAUUUCAUUGACUAUUAAUUUCCUAUCUAAAACAUCCCCCCCCCCCCUUUUUUUCUGAUGUUUACGCACGUGGCGAGUGCCCCUUUCCCCUUACGCAAGGUCCUGAUGGCGAGCACCAGGGGUUAUCCCCCCCCCCCUUUUUUCCAAGAAUAGCAUAGAUAAAAUUGACCAAUAAAUGAAAUGCUACAACACGCAAUGAUAUUGACAAUGAAAACUCUUUAUCUGAUUAACAUACACUUAAAUAACUUAAUUUUAGUUGCUCUCCCCCUUUAGACAAUCCCCAUGUCCGCCCCUGCCAGGAGAUUUUAUGUAACAAAUAUACUUGUAAGAAGUCUUCACAUGUUACAUUUCUUGUUAAACGUGAACAUUUGGAGGGGUGGGGAGGGGGGUUGGGGGUUACAAACCACGUGUCUGACCUUUAACAUUUCCUUUUUGUUUCAGUUUAUUUUAUGCAUCGCUAUGACCUUCUUGUACAAACCGUCCGCGUCCUUGACCCAGGUGGUUAAAACAGGUAUCUAUGGCCACCGUUGUAACAUACUUUCAUAUGUGAACACAUAAUUUCUGUCCGUUGCUAAAACAUGUAUCUGUUGUCAAAGUUGUAACAUACUUUCAUAUGUGAACACAUAAUUUCUGUCCGUUGUUAAAACAUGUAUCUGUUGCCAAAGUUGUAACAUACUUUCAUAUGUGAACACAUAAUUUCUGUCCGUUGCUAAAACAUGUCUCUGUUGCCAAAGUUGUAACAUACUUUCAUAUGUGAACACAUAAUUUCUGUCCGUUGCUAAAACAUGUAUCUGUUGCCAAAGUUGUAACAUACUUUCAUAUGUGAACACAUAAUUUCUGUCCGUUGUUAAAACAUGUAUCUGUUGUCAAAGUUGUAACAUGCUUUCAUAUGUGAACACAUAAUUUCUGUCCGUUGUUAAAACAUGUAUCUGUUGUCAAAGUUAUAACAUACUUUCAUAUGUGAACACAUAAUUUCUGUCCGUUGUUAAAACAUGUAUCUGUUGUCAAAGUUGUAACAUACUUUCAUAUGUGAACACAUAAUUUCUGUCCGUUGUUAAAACAUGUAUCUGUUGUCAAAGUUGUAACAUACUUUCAUAUGUGAACACAUAAUUUCUGUCCGUUGUUAAAACAUGUAUCUGUUGCCACUGUUGUAACAUACUUUCAUAUGUGAACACAUAAUUUCUGUCCGUUGUGCAAACAGAUAUCCCUGGCCACUGGUGUAGCCUCUUUCCAUAAUAAAUGAACCGCAUGUUGCAGGUGCACUUCUACUUGCAUCUCAAAGAGAGGUGACCCCCCUCCCCCCCCCUCCCCGGGGCGCAUCCAUGCUUAGGGACGAUGUAAUGUGAAAUAGUGGUUUUUUUUUUUUUUUUUGGUCAAUUGGGAGGUCAGUGGGGUGGGGUGGGGUGAGGGUGGGGUGGGGGUGGGGUGGGGUGGGGGUGGGGGGUGGUGCCUUGUUAAAAAAACACUCCUCUCAAAUGUGUUACUGUUCUUCCAAGUUUUAAAAAACGCGGGGGAAAAAAAGAAAAGAAUCUGACAUUCUACAGACAUCUCCCUCUCCAAAUCCAGCAUUCACAUCCAAUAUUUAUUUACCACAAGUUACGGCAUUUGAAUAUGGCUAUGGUGUUCGGCAUUUGAAUAUCACUCUGGUGUUCGGCAUUUGAAUAUGGCUAAGGUGUUCGGCAUUUGAAUAUGGCUAUGGUUUUCGGCAUUUGAAUAUGGCUCUGGUGUUCGGCAUUUGAAUAUGGCUAUGGUGUGUAGCAUUUGAUUAUGGCAGUGGUGUUCAGAAUUUGAAUAUGGCUAUAGUUUUAAGCAUUUGGAUAUGGCUAUGGGGUUUACAACUAAACGCCAUUUCAAAACAGGUAACACGGUUGCUCCCGCCCCCAAACACACACACAAACGCAAGCAGGCACACAUACCUUUUUUUAGAUUGUUGUACCUUGUAUAUUUUAACGUUAUGCAUUUACUGAUACGUUGCUUAAAUUUCAGUCCCAAACCUGGCUUUUUAAAAUACAUUUCUGGACUAUUUCACUAAGACUCAUUUACACUAUAUGAUUCCAUGGGACUAUUUUAUGUAUAUUCUUUUACUGUUCUCCCAAGUGUAUAUAUAUAUAUAUAUAUAUAUAUAAAUAUCUAUUUAUAAAUAUAUAUAUAUAUAUAUAUAUAUAUAUAUAUAUAUAUAUAUAUAUAUAUAUAUAUAUAUAUAUAUAUAUAUAUAUAUAUAUAUAUAUAUAUAUACAUAUAUAUAUAUAUAUAUAUAUAUAUAUAUAUAUAUAUAUAUAUAUAUAUGUAUAUAAAUAUAAUUUCUCUCCCCCCCCCUCAGAAAAUGAUGUUGAGUUAAGCUGUAACUGGACACUGCCCGGGCUGACCUCCUUCCUGGCCUACAACCUGGUCCUCGUGGUUCUGUGUUCUGUGUUCGCUUUCAAAACCCGGAAGUUGCCAGAUAAUUUCAACGAGUCCAGAUUUAUCAGCCUGUGUGUGUACACCACGUUAAUAAUUUGGCUGGCUUUCAUACCGACAUACUUCACGGCAGGGCGACAGGUAGGCCUAGUGAUCCGACAGUUAGUUAUAGCGGUCCGAAAAAUUUAGUCUAAACAGAGGCAGAGAUUGAUAGGUUGUCAGCAAACUACGGAUUCUGAACUUUAAAAAAAAACUUCUUCAACUCAUUGCCCUGAUUUUAACUCGUUUUUUCUGUUACUUGAUUAGUCCAUUUGAUUUUUACUUGUUUCCUGAUAUUUGACUUGUUCGCUGCUAUUUGACUUGUUUCUUGCUAUUUGAAUUCGGCGCUGCUAUUUGACUUGUGCGCAGCUAUUUGACUUGUUCCAUGCUAUUUGACCUGUUUCAUGCUAUUUGACCUGUUCCCUGCUAUUUGACUUGUUCCAUGCUAUUUGACCUGUUUCAUGCUAUUUAACCUGUUCCCUGCUAUUUGACUUGUGCGCUGCUUAUUUGACUUGUUCCCUGCUAUUUGACUUGUGCGCUGCUAUUUGACUUGUGCGCUGCUAUUUGACUUGUUCCAUGCUAUUUGACCUGUUUCCUGCUAUUUGACCUGUUUCCUGCUAUUUGACAUGUUCCCUGCUAUUCGACGUCUUCUCAGUUAUUUGACUUGUUCCCUGCUAUUUGACUUGUUUGCCAAUGAACUGAGUCCUUUUAACCAGGGAUUUUGUUAGCAUUCAGUGUAUUUUUUAACAUUAUUUUUUUAAAAAGUGUAAACAAUUCUAACUUUGGCGAUACUUUAAACGUUGCAAUUUCAAUUUUUUUGUUGCUAUUAACAAAAUUGCUUUUUGUUUAAAUAAUUUUUUCUUGAAAAGGUAACUUGACUGACAAAAUUAUUUAAACAAAAAGCAAUUCCCCCUAUUAAAGGGGUAUAAUAACAUAUAUAAUUAUUUAAUUAUAUCCAUUUCUCAGUUGCCUCCCCUUUUACUUUCCGCAGUAUCUCAAGACCCUAUUGCUGUCCCUCUCCCUUCUGGUCAACCACACAGUGGCUCUCGUGUUCCUCUACGUCCCCAAGAUCUACGCCGCUGUCAAUCUCAUCCCCACAACCUCCAAUGUCGUGGGCGAAUCCAUAAACACCACAAGUAGACUGGACACGAUCGCCACUACAGCCAGCUCGAGUCGCGUUCAGUCUGCCAAUGUCUACCCCAGCGGUGACGCCCCUGCUUGUGAUACGGCGAUUUUCGGACCUCCCAGCGGCGUACGCGUACCAGCAUCAGGGAGGACCCUAUUAACGGGG